Phytophthora sojae is the source of this 207-nucleotide messenger RNA. RefSeq lists its product as hypothetical. The coding region runs from base 1 to 207 and encodes 68 amino acids. The transcript is spliced from 3 exons. Lineage: Eukaryota; Oomycota; Peronosporomycetes; Peronosporales; Peronosporaceae. The record is from RefSeq and is a predicted model, not a curated record.
AUGCCCUGUUGCCUCUUCACAGCAGCCGCUAUUACGUUCGAGUUCCAAAGACUCGUGGUCGACGCCGGAGCGGCCGCUGCCAAGGCUCACCACGGAUCACGGCCGAUAGCGGCGCUGAAAACGAGCGAUGACCCAGGAGGCGGAGGCGGGGAUCGAACCCGGCUGGCCGACGAGACGGGUGGGUGGGCAUCGCGGGUUCCGGAGUAG